AUGUCUCUACUACAAAAUGAAGACUUUGUCCUUUUGAACCUACGCACAUCAUAUCUAAAUUCUGUCAAAGAUGGCGUCGGUGAACGUCUGAUCAACGUCAAUCCGGCGAUCCUGAACGACCCUGGAUUUCGUGCCGCAGGAUGGACCGUCGAUUCCUCUACAAUCAAGCGGACAUAUUCCCCUCCUAUACCUACUGCAAUAGCUUCCGAAUAUUUCCAGGCUCCAGCUCGCUCAGGUGGUAUUACGCCGGCUGUGUUCGAAGAUGAGGAAGAAGGGGGGAUGGUGACAGGGGGAGGAGCAAGCAAUGAAACACCAGGACCGGGUCCCAUGGUGCGCCGGCGAAGACGAAAAGAGCAACAAGAGGAAGAUGACAGUAGCGAUUUAAGUGACGAAAGCGAUGAUGAUAGGGAUAGGGCCGCGCAACAGAUUAAAUUCACAAAGAUGCCCGUUCGGACCCGCGCUGGGUCAUCUCCGCUACGACAGUCGCCAAGGGAUGGACCGUCAGUGCAUCUACCGUCUCCAUCAAAGCCGAAUACCCGUCGUGGGUCUCUGGGUGCGAUUGAAGGAAUGAAAGGGCGUAGGAGGAGAGACACCACGACGAGCAGCGAGCUAUCUUCGGACAAUGAUCUCAAUCCAUCCUUUUUCAAGAGAAAGCCCUACAACAAUAAAAAGGCGAGCUAUAUGCUCUCUGAAAGGAUUCAAGAAGAGGAGCAGAAUGCAAAUGGCAACAUGGAAUCAGAAAGCGAGUCGGAUGCGGGUUCGGAGGGUACGACUCUGUCAUCGGAAUUCGCAGAGCCAGCUGAUUCCACCUCUCUUCUUGGGGUGGUUGGCAACCCCUUGGCAUCGUCUUCGCCAGUCAUGGAGAUGCGUCCCCCGCAAACAGCCCAUAUGUCGCCGAAAAAGACUCGACCCAGUCCUGCCGUGCUGCAGGCAUUACCGCCAUCCCGCCCGAUCAGCAUGGUGCAACCGACAAGUGCUCUUUCAGAAAUGAUCAAGGCACGAAAGAAGAAACCCGCAAGUCCAUUUGAAGCGUUUGCAAGUCUUUCUGGAAAAGGAGUGCCCAACCCGCUUUGGAUCAAGAUCUAUGCGCCGUCAUCAGAUGAAGCAGAAGAACCUUACGAAAUGCCCCUUCAGCGGUUUGGCGGAGAAAAUGAGAACGGCGACCGCAUGCCUGUCACUGUGGGGGAAGCCAUUGGUCUUAGUCUGUGGCGUUAUGUAGAAGAAGGCCGAAAGCCGCCGAUACCCGGCGAUAAAGUGAAUGUCAACCGGUGGACGCUUCGCAUGGUUGAAGAUGGUGAAGUUGACUACGACUUCCCAGCUUUGCACCGCACACGGCCGAUUUCGGACUUUACAUCGAACAAUAAUCGCGGUGCCCGUGGCCGGUCUCGAGAAAAGCCCUAUGAUGAAUUUGCUCUCGUGCAAGCGACAGAAGAGCAGUUUCAAGAGAAUGAGAAACUCACGCCCCAGUACUCUACCGAAACGGAGCAAGUCCAAGAUGAUUCUGGUGAGCUUACGCCUCUGGCCGGACAGCAACCACCUGCUGGCGGACCCUUUGGUCCACCAGGAAAUGCACCAUCGCCUGAUCCAAUACGAAAUGCAUUUGGCCGACCUCCGUUUGGCGCUGGGUUCACCAAUCUGCGAAGCAAUUCCACCACCCCGGCGGACGUACCCGUCCCAACUUCCCACGCUACUCCUCGCACUGGCGCACCAAAGACGUUGAAGAUUCACUUUACGGAUUCGCAGGCGCUCUCACAGACAACAAACGUGGAUGUCACAACAGACACGUACAUUGCCGAAGUUCUCGAGUCGCUGUGUAAGAAAUGGACCCUUGAUCGAGCUCACCACGUCCUGCGCGUCAGUGGCACAAACACGAUUGCUCCGCUCGAUCGAACAGUCGAAUCGCUCGGCGACCGAUCUGAUCUCGAACUCAUUCGUAAACGUUUUGCCAAUGACGGCUUCUUUGGCGGCUCGCCCACCAGCACCAGCCCUAAUGCGCCGCUGUUACUCACCACAGAUCCACCAAAGAAGGGCAAAAAGGGCGUCAUCCAUCCCCUUGCGCAGGACUGGAUCGGCAGCACGGCCAAUUACAAGAAAUACAAUGUGCUUCGAAAGCAGCCCAUGUCAUUCACCCCUUCGCACUCACGUAUCCUCGUGCUUGAUGGCGAGUAUAUGCACAUUAUGCCUGGGGAGACAGGACGAACGUUAUUCGAUGCGGGUGGCAAGACUACCACUAUUCAUUUCAGCAGCGUCGUUGGAUGCAAAGUCAGCAGGAGGCAUCCAAAGACUUUUAGAGUGGUUGUCUUCAAAGAACGCGAAUCCAAGCGGUACGACUUUGAAGCACAAAAUGCCGACGAGGCAGCGGAGAUUAUCGCCGAGAUUAAAAAGGGUCUUGAACCAUUUCAAGACAAUAAUUUUAUCUAA
Molecule: messenger RNA, 2421 nt
Organism: Xylona heveae TC161
Lineage: Eukaryota; Fungi; Ascomycota; Xylonomycetes; Xylonales; Xylonaceae
Exons: 4
Coding region: 1-2421 (806 amino acids)
Biological process (GO): TORC2 signaling
Cellular component (GO): plasma membrane; cytoplasm; TORC2 complex
Molecular function (GO): phosphatidylinositol-4,5-bisphosphate binding
Source: RefSeq, a predicted model, not a curated record